Messenger RNA from Pungitius pungitius (ninespine stickleback), 1408 nucleotides. It is a transcript of the gene tnfsf14a, whose product is annotated as TNF superfamily member 14. NCBI's taxonomy places the organism in Eukaryota, Metazoa, Chordata, Actinopteri, Perciformes, Gasterosteidae. The transcript is spliced from 4 exons. Bases 232 to 930 code for a protein of 232 amino acids. Gene Ontology annotation, molecular function: tumor necrosis factor receptor binding. Gene Ontology annotation, biological process: immune response. The record is from RefSeq and is a predicted model, not a curated record. Gene Ontology annotation, cellular component: membrane.
CAUACAGUGCUUGUGGUGAAACAUCUCCGUGUUUGACUUUUGUCUCACUUGUCGUGACGUAGGCUUCUCUCCACUCGAGCCGACCACAAGUGAGCCCACCCUCUUUGCUGCUUCUGACACCCCUCUGCGUCGCUUUUCGCCCCUGAUGUCUUCCGUGAGACCCCGGAGGCAACACCCUCUCACAACUUCUCCACGCAGAUUUCAAUUUGGAUUUCCAGUUGCAGGAAAAACAUGGUAGCCAUGUCCAAAGGCGGCUUUCCCCCCAAGUGUGUGGUGGAUACCCACACCACCCGCCCCACCAGGCCGAGCCAGGGGGCCCGGGGGCCCGGGGCGGUCCAGGCUGUGCUGUUCAUGCUGGUGAGCGUGGCGUUGUGCGGCCUGGCCAUAGAAGCCUGCUUCAUCUACCAGCUCUGGCUCCCGGGCUCUGCCACGUCUGCGUCGUCGUCUAAGUUGAGCGCAGGUCCGCUCGCUACUUCCACCCCGGAGAGCCGCCGUCUUCUCGUUUCUCCUUCCAAACCCGUGGCCCACCUGACAGGUGAGACAGGUGGACAAGACGCAGUUCACGGAAAACACACCAUGGCGUGGAGCACAAAGGCAGACCCCCUCCUCUACGAAAUGGACUACAAGGACAAGUGUCUCGUUAUUCAGAAGGAGGGUUAUUACCAUGUCUAUUCCAAGAUUUCCUUUGUGGCCAGUAAUACUUUUUCCCACACCGUUCAUUGGAAAACUCAACUGUACCACGGGAACAGUAUUCCCCUCCUGAUGUCGAGGCGCUCCUCCCGCGGGUCCAGCCAUCAGCUCUCCAGCAGUUACCUGGCCGGAGUGUUUCACCUCACAAAAAACGAUACCGUCUUUGUGGAAGUGAGCAACACCUCACAGAUUGUGCGAUCCAGAGCUUAUGAGAAUGUCUUCGGUGCGUAUAUGAUAUAAAUAUCAAAAGUCUAAAAAUAAAUGUCAAGAGGCUUAAUGAUUCCCUUCAGAAAAGAAACGUAGGCCUCGAAACUUGAAACCAAGACAGGUGUGAAAAACCUCAUGAAGUGUUGCACAACUCGGCAUCCGAUAGGUCGGGACAGUGCAGGGGGCUUUCCUAGGGUGUUUUACUUUUUAUUAUAAGGGAUUAUUUCAUUUGCUUUGGUUUUACUUAAAUCCUUUUUGUCUGAAUGACUUGUAAUGAUUGGAAUUUUUUUAAACUUUGGUUCAGUCUGUUACUGAGUACAAACUUAUGUUUUAUGUUUGUGCUAAAAUUAAAAAAAACUUAACUAACUUUCUACAUUUGAAUUCAUUUCUUUUCUUUCUUGCUGUAAUGCAUAAUGCACUCUUUAUAUUUUAUUUCAAUGGUUGAAUACAUUAUAUUUUUGCUAUACUUUUUCCUUAUUUAUGUACAAUAAUGUCUACAAAAUACUGAAAU